GUGUAGUGUAUGCAUAAAUCAUCACAUAACAUGCUGCAGCAGUGUUUAAUUCCUCAAAAAUGCCUUUGCUGAUAUCAGUAGUGAAUCUCCCCUGUGGAGUGAGCCAGCAUGGCCUCUGCCCCAGCACAGCAGCCCACGCUCACUGUAGAGCAGGCGAGAGUUGUUCUUAGUGAGGUGAUCCAGGCUUUCUCUGUGCCUGAGAAUGCAGCCCGCAUGGAGGAAGCCAGAGAAAGCGCAUGCAACGACAUGGGCAAGAUGCUGCAGCUCGUGCUUCCUGUGGCCACUCAGAUCCAACAGGAAGUCAUCAAAGCAUACGGCUUCAACAAUGAAGGAGAAGGUGUUCUAAAAUUCGCCCGGCUGGUAAAGAUGUAUGAAACUCAGGACCCAGAGAUUGCAGCCAUGUCAGUGAAACUCAAGAGUCUCCUACUGCCGCCUCUCUCCACUCCUCCUAUUGGCAGUGGCAUCCCGACCUCAUAGAACAGCGCCAACCCCUUUGUCAAUUUUAACACAAAAGUACAAAUUGCUCAGACCACAGAAAAAUAUUUGAAUAAAAAGUUAACAAGUUAUUGGUGAACUUAUACAUUCCCAUUUUUUUCAGUGAAAUUAGUAUUCAAACCAUUGUCUUUCUCACAUAUUUAUUGUAACAACGUUUCGUAGAUCGGGUAGAUGGAUGCGGGAACCUGGCGAAUAUUUAAAUAUAAAACUUUAAUAAAUAUAUAAACAAACACAAAACUAAAGUAAAAACGGCAGCCCCUCACAGACGACUGCUGCAUUGAACAACAACAUAAAGUCCAGCUCCUCCGUGGGACUUGAGACCCGUAAGUGGCGCAGGUGACGCUCAUUAUCAUUAACUCCACUGGCUUCGCUCUAUUCCCAUGGCUCUUGGCCCCGCCCCACUCGUCACAUUUAUUUUUUGUAUUCAUUUUCAUUUUGCCAAUGUUGAAUGUGCGUAUUUAUCAAGCGUAACACUAAUUUGUUGAUUCCUUUUGAAGGCCAUGUUUGUUUUCAUACAGUUCGUAUUGAUUAUUGUCUCAUUUGGCCAUAUAAACAUAAAUGAUAACCUGUGACAUUGUUCUUGUGAUCAUUACUGUUUGCAAAACUGAUUAUUGUCACAUAAACAGUGUUUAUCCAAUAAAGUCAUUGUUUACUUAA
Molecule: messenger RNA, 1152 nt
Organism: Cyprinus carpio (common carp)
Lineage: Eukaryota; Metazoa; Chordata; Actinopteri; Cypriniformes; Cyprinidae
Product: gene rich cluster, C10 gene
Biological process (GO): post-embryonic development
Source: RefSeq, a predicted model, not a curated record